Molecule: messenger RNA, 3231 nt
Organism: Pyrus x bretschneideri (Chinese white pear)
Lineage: Eukaryota; Viridiplantae; Streptophyta; Magnoliopsida; Rosales; Rosaceae
Product: G-type lectin S-receptor-like serine/threonine-protein kinase At4g27290
Exons: 7
Coding region: 488-2941 (817 amino acids)
Biological process (GO): recognition of pollen; protein phosphorylation
Molecular function (GO): protein serine/threonine kinase activity; ATP binding
Source: RefSeq, a predicted model, not a curated record
AAUAAAAAAGGCCUCAAGGUUCAUUCUUUGCAGAUUGCAUGGCAAACUUGAAGGUCCAGUGGCAAUUUUGAUAUAUCACGACAAAUACAGUACCAAUUUUAGCAAAAAAAUCAAAAGCAAAAGACGACCGUGUUUUCCUUGAAAUAUUAACGCCCUCAUCUUCUGGUUUUCCUCCUAAUCAAAGAAGUUAGGCAACCAACCAAAUCUCCUCUGUAAGUCGUGGUUUUCAGUUUCCAAAAAAAAAAAAAAAAAGAGGUCGUUGUUUUCAGGGCUUCGAAUUCCUGCUCCUCAGAAUUUGUGGUCUUCUGAUUCUUUUCAGGUGCUCUUCACGCACAAAAGCAGCGACUGCACAGGGGCGGAUUCUGGUUCUCAGUCCUUGCUGUGCCGUAGCUUCGCCAGUGAAUGAAACCACAAGGGGUUUUCUCAAUUAUCUUGUACUUGAAUCAAAUCAGUUGUCAAGGAGAGGGAGCACAAGAAGAAAUAUUUUAUGGGUGGUCUUUGUUUUUCGUUUAUGAUCAGCGCUAACUUGUUCUUCUUGUCAUCAACAAUUUCCCUUGCAGUUGACGGCAUUACACCUUCCCAGUCUGUCCUUGAUGGAACGACGUUGGUUUCAAGUGAUGGGAGCUUUGAGCUCGGUUUCUUUAGUCCAGGUAGUUCCAAGAACCGUUACUUGGGAAUUUGGUUCAAGAAUGUCCCGGUUAGAACGGUUGUUUGGGUUGCAAACAGAUGCAACCCCAUCAAUGAUUCUUCCGGCGUGUUGAUGAUAAACAGCACAGGUAAUCUUGUGCUUUUGAGUCAGAAUAGCAGCGUUGUUUGGUCGCCGAGUUUAGUUAAACAGGCCCAAAAUGCGACGGUAGAGCUCUUGGAUUCCGGGAAUUUGGUACUGAGAGAUGCAAAAGAUGGAAAUUCAGGAACUCAUUUGUGGCAAAGCUUCGACCAUCCUUCUGAUACAUUAUUACCAGGAAUGAAGUUGGGGUGGGACUUGAGAACAGGCCUAAAACGGCAUUUGUCAGCAUGGAAAAAUUCAGACGACCCGUGUCCCGGAGAUUUUACUUACGGAAUUGGAAUGGAACAUCAAGCAUAUCCUGAGGCAUAUAUUCUGAACGGAAGUACAAAAUUCUUUCGCACCAGCGCAUGGAAUGGACUGACAAUCUGUGGUUCACCCGAAGAUCCUAGCCCUCGUUAUAGUUUCAAUUUUGUCUACAACGACGACGAAGUUUACGUCACAUACAAACCGAAGAUUGAGUCGAUUCUCUCAAGAGUGGUUUUGAACCAAACCACCAGCACAUGUGCUCGGUUUCAGUGGAAGGUGGGAGAUCAAGCUUGGCAGGAUUUUUCAUCAAGACCUACAGAAUCAUGUGAUUAUUAUGGCUUCUGUGGAGCCAAUGGAAAUUGUACCAGUGAGGAUCCGGUCUGCAAAUGUAUACAAGGAUUCAGCCCCAAGUCUCAAGAAAAGUGGAAUUUAUCAGACUGGUCUCUAGGUUGCGUGCGCAAUAAACCAUUAAGCUGCCACGAAAGAGAUGAAGAUGAGUUUCUCAAAUUUGAUGGCUUCAAAUUGCCAGAUACUACAAAUUCUUGGGUGGACAAAAGUAUGAAUCUCAAGGAAUGCAGAGCCAAAUGCUUGAAAAACUGUUCCUGUACUGCUUAUACGAGCUCAGAUAUCGGAGGAGGAAGUAGUGGCUGCACCAUCUGGUUUGGUGAUCUAAUAGAUAUCAAACAGGUUCCUGUUGCUGGAAAGGAAAUAUAUAUUCGAACGUCAGCUGCUGAUAUAGGAGAAAACAGCAGAAAAGUGAAGAUUGCAACUGUAGUUGUUGGCAUAGCAAUAGUGUUUUCCGGAGUGCUGUUAGUUGGCUAUGUCAUUCGCCGAAGAAAGAGAAAAAAUAAAGAAAUAAGGGAAAGAAAUGAGGACAACGAAGGGGCUCCAAGAGGGGACAUGGAGCUCCCACUCUUUGACCUGAUGACAGUAGCUAGCGCCACGGAUAACUUUUCAAGCAAUAAAAAGCUCGGAGAAGGUGGAUUUGGCCCUGUUUACAAGGGGACGCUGGCCGACGGACAAGAAAUUGCUGUGAAGAGACUUUCAAGAAGUUCUGGCCAAGGAUUGAACGAGUUCAUGAAUGAAGUUAGAUUGAUUGCCAAACUCCAGCACCGAAAUCUGGUAAGGCUUCUUGGUUGUUGCGUUCAAGGAGAGGAGAAAUUGCUACUUUACGAAUACAUGCCCAACGGAAGCCUAGACUCCUCCAUUUUUGAUGAAACGAGAAGAGAACCAUUCGAUUGGCCUAAACGUUUCAACAUUAUAUGUGGCAUUGCUCGAGGUCUCGUCUAUCUCCAUCAGGAUUCUAGGCUAAGGAUUAUUCAUAGAGAUCUCAAAGCAAGUAAUGUUUUACUUGAUAAUGAAAUGAAUCCGAAAAUUUCAGACUUUGGCCUAGCUAGAUUAUUGACUGAAGGAGAUUCGACUGUAGCAAAUACAGAGAGAUUAGUUGGCACGUACGGUUAUAUGGCACCCGAAUAUGUUAUGGGCGGGCAAUUUUCUGUGAAAUCCGAUGUCUUUAGCUUUGGUAUUUUGGUGCUGGAGAUCGUUACUGGAAGGAAAAAUAAAGGAUUCUUCGAUCCAAGCAACAGCCGUAACCUUUCUGAACAGUUAUGGAGAUUGUGGAAUGAAGGGAAGCCUUUAGAACUGAUUGAUACAUGCUUAGCAAGCUCAGGCACGCUAUCGGAAGUGUUGCGUUGCAUCAACAUUGGUCUCUUAUGUGCGCAACAUGAUCCUGACGAUAGGCCAAGCAUGGCGGCUGUGGUUAUAAUGUUGGGAAGUGAGACUGCUUUGGCUCAGCCGAAACAACCCGGUUUCUUCAUGGAAAAGGGAACACCUGAAGCAGGUUCUAAUUCAGGUAAUCAGACAUGUUCAACCAACGAAUUAUCGAUCUCGCUUUUGGAGGCUCGAUAAGGAUCAUCUUAUUCAUCUCAGACUACAUCUCUAUGCUUUCCUAUCAAACAUUUAUUCAAAAUAAAUUUUGAGAACAAAGCUGAAGAGGAGCAUAGAUUUAUGAAUCAUUUGCUGUAUGGACUCCAACGUUUUGCAAUAGGGCCCUCUGCGCUAGUGCUCGUUGAACAAGUAAAUUAAUGACAAUAUUUGACCCCAAAAAAAACUACUGACUCUAAAAGAGCCCAAUCCAUUGAGCAAUGGAAACUAAUUGUUGUUGUUUAUUAUACACAAUAAUAUAUUUACUCCAAGAA